UCCCGUCUCCGCUCUCUCGUCGUCACUCUUCGGGUCACUGUCAAAGCACGAACUUUACCGACUGUUACACUUGUUUUCGUUUUAAAAAAAAGACAAUCCUUCUAACUUCUGCGGAUACAUCAUGGCUUCAGAUAAAGCUCUAGAGAACAGUAUUAAGACCAUCAAGUCCGUAUUUCAGCGACUGGCUGGAAAACAUGACGACCCCACAACGAUAAGCUGUUUUGAGUUUGUUACGGGUAUGCAAGCCGAAGAGCAAUUUUCGCAUAUGUCGGUGGAUGAAUUGAAGGAAAUGUUUUUUGACGUUGCCGCUGAUGGUGUUGUUGGAGAACAAGACUACAUGAUCACCGAGGAGGAGUUUAUAAAUGCGCUCACGUUGAAACACCCCAAAAGUGUCCAACAAGCCGAGCUGAAAGCCGCUUUCAAGGAGUUUGACACUGACGGAAGCGGAGUGAUCACCGCUGGCGAGCUGAGGACGAAACUGGAGGAGCAGGGCUGGAAGUUCAACGACGAGCAGUUCGAGCGCUUGACCAAGCAAGCAGACGUCAACGGCGACGGCAACAUCAGCUUCGAGGAGUUCGUCAAUGCGUUCAAACAAGACAGAGAAUAAGUGUCUACUUCCACAUCCUCCACGUUUUGUUUUUUGUCUGAACACUGUACGACUAAUUAUACCACAUACAUUCUACUGUAGGGACACGUGUUUAACAAAGUGGGUGCCUAAACCUCUUUUUUGAUAUAGGCACAGGAACAGUAAUAGGUGCGAGAAGCUGUAACACAGUGUGUGUUUAUUAUCGCUUGUGAAAUUACUUAUUUACAGCAAAGAGUCAGUUUUUGAAAACUUACGCGUGCAACGUUACGCUGUCUAAUAAUAUAUAUCGUUGACGCAUUUCUGUAUUUCAAAAUGGUGGUUUAUUGACAAAAGCACUUACAAUUUUGGAUAAGUUGUUUUGAAUUAAAGAAGCUGAGGCUAAUAUUUGGCAAAUUAAAUUAAAUUUUAAAUUAAAUUAAAUUAAAUAUUAAAUUAAAUUAAAUUAAUUAAAUUAAUUAAAUUAAAUUAAAUUAAAUUAAAUUAAAAUUAAGUAGUAUUCUUGCUAUAUUUUCAUAUGAAGAACACUGAAAAUUGUUUCUUUCUUCUUCUUUUUUUACAUUUUGAUACAAUUAUUUCACUGAGACGUUAUGCCUCGUUUCGUGAUCAGGUACAAUCAUUUUAUUUUUAAAAAGCAACAAAAAAUGUGUGCCACAAUGACCUAAAUUUGACAAAAAAGGAAAUUAAAAACGAAAUUAAACCAAGAGGUAAGGCCUAUACACACGUAUACACGUUUCAAUAUGGCGGACACCAACAAUCAGUUUGUACAAGAUUAAUACCAGUCUUGAGUUUUAACUGAAAGAAAAUGUGACUACCUUAUAAAUUUUAUAACCAGAGCUCGGUAUGGAAUUUACUUCCUACCUCAUGGUGAAAACCUCUUCCUGGUUUACAUGUUCCCUACGUAUUAGUAUGUUUCCGUGCUGUAUUAAUUACAAGUACUUAAAAAAUACACCUUUAGUCGUUUAGAUCAGAGGACCUCUUUGAAGCUUUUGUUCACAAAGCAAAAUUACAUUCAACGAAAAGAGAGAGGCAACGGAAAUACAAGGAAGACGUAGACGCCGUUGUUGCCUUCGACAUUUGGUUGUGAUCGGUUUGUCGGUUGUGAAAAGUUCCAAGAACACACUGCUUUUACUAUCUUUUAAAAAAUAAAAGUUAAUUUUUAAAAGUA
This is a messenger RNA of Gigantopelta aegis, 1751 nucleotides long. RefSeq names its product calmodulin-2/4-like. Gene Ontology annotation, molecular function: calcium ion binding. Lineage: Eukaryota; Metazoa; Mollusca; Gastropoda; Neomphalida; Peltospiridae. The transcript is spliced from 3 exons. Bases 122 to 607 code for a protein of 161 amino acids. The record is from RefSeq and is a predicted model, not a curated record.